AUGUACACCGCAGGCCUGGUCGCGGCACUUCAGCAGCAAACCUGUUGUGUCUUCAACAGCAGCAUCAAAUCCAUUUCCCCGUUCGGAGUCUUCCCCCACGCGAGACGCAGCAGCAGCAGCAGCAGCAGCAAGGCCUGCAGCACCAGCAGCAGCAGCGCCUGCAGCAGCAGCAGCCCGCCCACCCCGCUGCUGCUGCUGCUGCUGCUGCUGCUGCGCGGCAGGCACUGCCCGGAGGCGCGCAGCAAACUGGAAGCAGCAGUAGACGCUGUGCUGCAGCAGUACCCGCAGCUGCAGAAGUGCUUCGGGCUGGAACUUUUCGAUCUCCGAAUUGCUGCUGAUUGGGACAAAGGCACUGCUGUCCGCUGGAUACUCGAAGCUGUCGGCAUCGACCCCUACAGCCCGGCGGCCCCGCAGCAGCGGGAACUGCUGCAGCAGGGAAACCAGCAGCAGCAGCAGCAGCAGCAAAACUGCACAACGCGUACCCCGAAGUCCCGCUGCUGUUCUAUAGAGCCACGGACUUCUCCACCAGCAGCAUAA
Messenger RNA from Eimeria tenella, 537 nucleotides. RefSeq lists its product as uncharacterized. Lineage: Eukaryota; Apicomplexa; Conoidasida; Eucoccidiorida; Eimeriidae. The record is from RefSeq and is a predicted model, not a curated record. Bases 1 to 537 code for a protein of 178 amino acids. The transcript is spliced from 3 exons.